UUCACUUUCGAAGUUCGUGUUAACGAGGAGUGGGACGACCAAUUAAAGGACAAGAACAGUGAGAAAUAUAGGAAAAUAUCCACAGUGCUCAAAGAACAGGUACAGUUAACCAGGGAGGUACAGUAGAUUUACUUUUUUCAAAUGGGCAAGACUUUUCCCUUGGGAAUCCUCUCUUAUCCCUUUUCAUUGCAUGCUUCCCAGGCAACAAUAAACGCUUUUGGCCACAAUUAAGUUCAAUAGUAUGUCGUUAAGUGAAAAAGACUCUUAACUCAUCACAGGUAAAUUUCAUGAGUGUAGUUUAGAAAAAUUACAAUAACCUAGAAGACUGCCGAUGGAUGAUGCAUUCAAUUUAAAAUUCCAUUUUAUAGGUAUUUAUGUCCUAGCAAAAAAGACUUUUUAUUAGCUGACAGGGAGUAUGUUAUAACGCUUUUGAUCCUCCAUAUCUUUUUGAAAAGUACGAGGUACUGCAAAAAUGUUACCUACAUAUUAGUUUGAGUCGAGGUGCCUUAGCGGUGAACAAUGAAUUUGCACUUCCUUCUCUCAAGCCUUAACUGCUAUUUCGUUUAGAUACUUGUACUAGUAUUUCGACAAGAAACUAAUUGCAGUGUAAGUGUGUACAUUGGUACCCGCAACAUACAGCUGAGGGUAAUUCUGCUUUUGACUAGCACCCCGUCCAGAAGGAGGCGUAACAAUAUUACAAAGCGCUUUUGCAACUGCCUUCAGGUUAAUCUCCCACCGUUUUGCUUUCACUCGCGCCUAACCAAAGUUUUCUCAUAGUCACGUAUUAACCUUAUAGAGCCUUUUCAUAUGAGGUCAGGUCCGCCACGUUGGUGUCGCAAAACAAUAAUACGGAGGCCAUGUGGAUGAUUUUAACUAGUCCUGUGGGACUUGAACUCUCUUCUUGUGUAAACGCUUUCUUAAGUCGCAAUAAGUUUGCAAAGCUGCUGGCCACGUAAGUGAAAACACUCUAUACUAGGCUUAAUGAAGUAUCGAGAAAAUGUCUCUUGACGUUGCCAACUAAAUACUAAUUUUGAUUCCUAUUUAGAAUUUGUUGUGCGUUGAUGCAGGAGGAAACUCACUAUUUCUUUUUAUCUUUUUAUCUAUAUUCUUCACUCGACAUUGUAGAUUAAAAGAGCAUAUUCUGGAAAGUCUGAACUGCAAAAUGUGGAGAUAAUUUCAUUUAGGUAAUGUGCAUUUAAAUGUGAUUAUCAUUGGCAUCAUAAUCUUCAUCAUUAUUUUUAUAACUAUCAUCAUCAUCAUCAUCAUCAUCAUCAUCAUUAUCAUCAUCAUCAUCAUCACUAUUUUUAGUGAGUGUCAGGGAGGUGCAUGACUCUUUAUCAAGCCUAAAUGUCGGGAAAGCAAUUGGCCCUGAUAUGAUACCGAACAGGGUCUUAAAGGAUUUCGCACCUGAACUCGCACCGCUAAUUAUGGAUAUUUAUAACUGCUCACUCAGGGAGGGCUAUGUUCCUGAUCUGCUGAAGCGAUCCAUAAUCAAGCCCCUGCCCAAGGUUUCUCCGCCUCAAGAAAUUCAGUCUGACUUAAGAUAUAUUUCUCUGACAUGCACCCUUGCAAAAGUCAUGGAAGGGUUUGCGCGCAGCAGGCCCGUGGCGCAAAUUUCGGAAAAAACGUGAUCCACGCCAGUACGCAAGGGAGGGGCACCCCACCACGGACGCCUUGAUUUAAAUCCUACAGGCGAUUCACGAGCCAACUGAUCGUGGGAAUUGUGGGGCUAGAAUGUUCUUGCCGAUUACUCAAAGGGUUUUCACCUGAUUGACCAUUCAAUUCUUCUCAGGGAGUUGACGUCUUUCGAUAUAGACACUGUCUUAAUUAACUGGAUUAGGGCCUUCCUGACUGGAAGAUCGCAAGCUGUAAGGAUUGGAAACUGUCUGUCUGAUUGGAAGUCACCCAUGCAGGGGAGGUAUCCCGCAAGGGACGAACUGGGUGUGAUUUUGUUUGCUGUGAUGACCAACAGUCUUUUGCGUGACUGGCAUUUGAGGAUUAAAUUCGUUGAUGAUAACACGGCAUUAGAAAUCCUGCCAAGGAAUGGUAUUAGCUUAAUAAAUGUAGCUGUCAAUGAUAUUCACAAGUUUUCUAUCGAACAUAAUAUGAAAUAAAAUCCGAAAAAGUGCAAAAAAAAAACGUCACACCGAUGACCACCGAUGAACAUUUCUAAAAACUCAUCGGGGUUCUAUGAUUUUACACAGCAGGACAACUAAAAGAACUCGCAGAUAAUGAGAACAAAAAGAAUUUUGAAGUGCAGGCGUCGAAAUUACCGUGAAUUUAAUUUUUUUGUGCGCUUACAAAAGGAAAACUAUUCCCUCGUUUGCCAUUAAUAAACUCAUGCAAACUUGUUAUGAAGUUGUUUGAAGCCGCCAGCUGGUUUUGCUGAACGAGACAAGAAGCUAUACUGACGCCUGGAUUGCCGUAGUGAAUGGCUGCAUACCCUCUAUUUGUAGCUAGUUGCUUGUGAUUUAUAUUCUUUAUGUCGGAUGAACAGGCUGCAGUUAUCUAUCGGCGAGUGGCUUCGCGAUCAUGAAGAAACAAUAACUGCAGCCUGUUCAUCCCACAUAAAGAUGAAUACUUGUCUUGGUCGAGGUAUUCAUGGCUUGGUCGAAUUUCAUGUAUUUUCAUGUGUUUUUCGAUAAUCUUUCAAACAAACUCUUGUGGCUUUUUUGUUUGUUUUCCCGGUGAAAUUGCAUUAUCUAGUAUUCUAAGAAUUAAAAUGAUUUUCUUCGGGUGCCAUUCUAUCCUUCGCGAAAAAAAUCUCAGCUUGCCAAUCAAAACGCUAGAAUUGCAUUAUCCAAUGAUUCAGUUUUUAAUAAAUAUAUAUAAUAUAAACAACAACAACAACAUUACGCUGUGUGCCAAAAACAAUCGAUUUCAAACAAACGUUUGAAAUAAAGAAAAACUCUUUGUUCAGUGAAAAUACUGAGGCCUGGUCCUUAUGUACCCAGAUACUAGUUUUGAAAAAGGGAAAUUUAAACCUACCGGCCACACGUUAACAUCGUUUUCAUGCACCAAAAGCGCAGGUUUUCAAAAACGGUCCCCAGAGUAAAGAUUUUUGAAAACACCUGCUUCUAGUAUAUGUGUGGACGGACGAAAACGGAGGUUGUCGGUUAUGACGAUUUCGUAGAUCAUAUGCUUCUAGUAUUACGUAUUCUCUGUGGGGAUGCUAUCCUAUUUCAAUCGUUUUAGCGUUGUCAUGUGGACGUGCGAAAACGAUUCAAAUAUGCUUCGUGUGCACGCGUAUUUCUUCUUCUUCUUCUUCUUCUUCUUCUUCUUCUUCUUCUUCUUCUUCUUCUUCUUCUUCUUCUUCUUCUUCUUCUUCUUCUUCUUCUUUUUUGGAAGCGGAAAAAACAAUAAUAAAAAAAUUUAUCCGGAUACCUGUGGACGAGGCCUUAAUUCUUUUUUAUUUUUUUUCCUCAGGAAAGGCAGUAUUGUAGCUGAAUUCAAACUGACAUUCAAAACGAGUCUAACUGCCAAAGAAGCCAUGGCUCCACUAAAGCAAGAAACAGCUGAUGGAAAACUAGGGAGCUUAGAAGUGGACUCUAAUUCCUUGAAACUUAAGGACAACAAUCAUGGUAAGUUGCCAAUGAUAUUUUAUCCAAAAGUAAAUGGUAUUGUGAGCGCGUUGAAAGCUGGAGACACAUCUUAAGUAGGUUGAAUAUAUAUGAUCGUACGAGUUUGGUUCUUCUAAUAUCCAAAACGUGUGCGGAGGUCGUAAACAUAGUCGAAGUGAUCUGUAAUUUGUAGAUAGGAUUAGACUCUAAUGAUUGGUCGACUACUUUUCCAUUUUAUCGGUUGCCGGCGGUAAUAUUAUUGCCUGUGAGGACUCUAGGCACUUUUCGUAAAAAAAUUAUCGGCGUUUUUUCUAAGUUAAAGCAGCUUUCUAAAGCAAUAUCUGAAGAGCACGUUCUACAUUUGUUAGAACUAGAGCCACUGCGAUUUUUUCUUUAACCAUGAGCCUUAGACCUUAGGAUUGAAAUUGCUUUGUGACAUGGUACUUUAUUCUCAUUUACUCAAAGACUACCCUUGACCUACAAAUACACGCAAUCAUUUAAAUUAGAAAAUCAUUAGAAAUAUUCAAGAUCUAUUGCUUCCACUGGCGGUUAUAUUGAAAGAACCAUGGAAAGUAUUACGAAAAAAAAUAAUAAUCAGUCGGAAUAUCUCGAAUCGCAUAUUAAUCUUGUUGGAUGUAUUUUGCAUUCCACCUAAUUAACAUUGUCUUGCACAGGUGGAAACAAGGAGGAAGGGUCCAGCAAGUCGUCCAAUCUGCCGUUAAUUAUUGGGAUUACGUGCGGUGCUAUCGUGUUAAUUACCACCAUCGUAAUCUCGGUCGUUUUCCACUGUAGACGCUCCAAUCCACGUGAUAACAACAGCGAUGGCACGCCUGCCGAAGGGAGCGGCUCAAAACGAGAGCGAUAUGAAUUGAAACCAACAGAUUCGAAGGACAAAGACAUUGUUUCGGUGGAGGAAAAAGGCACUAAUAACGAGGGAAUGGAAUAA
Messenger RNA from Porites lobata, 4506 nucleotides. NCBI's taxonomy places the organism in Eukaryota, Metazoa, Cnidaria, Anthozoa, Scleractinia, Poritidae. The record is from the annotation of a GenBank genome assembly.